Durusdinium trenchii is the source of this 1754-nucleotide messenger RNA. NCBI's taxonomy places the organism in Eukaryota, Dinophyceae, Suessiales, Symbiodiniaceae. The record is from the annotation of a GenBank genome assembly.
CCAUUGUUUUCGGUUCCGGCUCCAAGUCCAUGUGUGGAAUGGGGAAAUGUAGGGCAUGAAAUGCUGGAUGCUGCAGAGGCAGCAUCGGCUUUUGCCCUGCAAACCCCACACAUGCGGUGAGUGGAGGCAUGCUCAGUGUGACUCCAUCAGCAGGAUUACCAGGACAACCAGAGCAUAGUAUAAGUAGAAGAGCUUCAGCUUCGUUCAGCUCAAGUUCCAGUUCAACCAGCAGCAGCGGCGAACAUGCCGAUGAGGACGAUGAACUUGCAAAACAAGCAAAAGGAACCGCUAGACGGCGGGUAUCCCUUGCUGAUGAAGCCACUCAUGUGUUGCAAGUCCAAGCAGCAGUUGAAGCAGCAGAUGAUGCUGAAGCGCAGAAAGACCCUGGAUGCCUGAGAAAGGUUUGUGCCACUGGCACUCGGAAGUCACUUCAGGCAGUUGUUCGCAGCCGCCCCUUCGUCCUGACAGUGGCCUUUAUCAUCACAGCCAAUGCGGUCUACAUGGGAAUAGAAGUGGAUGCAAAUCCAGGAGUAGUGCAGGAUGGGCAAAGAGUGGAUCAGUCAGGAUGGGCAGCUGUGGAGAUUCUCUUUUCUGUCAUAUUCACCAUUGAAUUGAUGCUUCGAUUGAUUGCGACUAUUCCUGCCAAAAAGUUCUUCUACAGUGGCUGGAACUUAUUUGAUUUGCUCAUUGUGGCAGUAUCAAUUGUGGACAAUAUCGUGACCAUCAUUUUGAGGAAUGCUACGGAGCUGGGUAGCUUUUCAUAUCUACGUUUGCUGCGGCUCAUCAGGGUGAUUCGCGUUUUCAGGCUCCUGCGUGUGCUGGGCGGGCUUUGGAAACUUGUCCGUGGCAUUUUGAAUGCGGCAUGGACGCUGGUUUGGACGUGGGUGCUGUUGGCCAUUGUCAUCUACAUUUUCAGCAUUGUCUCGACACGCUUGAUCGGUCAGGCAGCAGACCCAGGUAAUGGUGAGAUCAAUAAGUGGUUCGGGUCUGUGAUAAGGAGCAUGCUAACUCUUUUUCAAGCGACCACCACGGAGGGCUGGGCAGACAUCGCCAGAGAGGUGAUGAAGACUCAGCCUUGGUCUGCCGGUUUCUUCAUUUUGUACCUUCACGUCACCACCUUUGCCAUUCUCAAUGUGAUGAUUGCGGUCAUUGUGGAAAGCACAUUGGAUGAGGCUGACCAGAGCAAGUUGAAGUCAGCAGAGAAACGGCUUGAAGACCUUCGGAAAGCCUACGAGAAGAUUUACAAGGUCUUUCUAGACGGUGAUUGUGAUCAAGAUGGGGUUCUCACCAAAGACGAGUUUCUUCAACAGAUCGAGCAGCCCAAAGUGUCCAAGUAUUUUGAGGAGAUCGGUAUAGACCCGAAUGAAGCAGAAUACCUCUUCACAAUUCUGGACUACGACGGCAGUGGUUGCCUUGAUGCCUCAGAGUUUGUUGGAGGACUCUUGAAGGUGAUAGGGACCGCCAAAGCCAAAGACAUUAUGGCAGUCCAUUGCGAAUUGCGCCGCUCCGAAAAGGAGGGUCACCGGCAAAUAGCGAUGCUAGAGCAGAGCAUAGAUCGCCGCAUGGAGCUUGUUGAGACAGGUGUUGACACCCUGCGAGAUGAAGUCCAUGCACUUGCUUUGGCAAUUGGUGUAUCACUAGAAACUCGUCCUGCAUGACAGAAGGGAAGAGCAAUCAAAGCCUCAAACAGUCUAUUUCUGGCUGCCUUUUUGAAGAAAAGGUGAUCGAUGGUUAGAGUCACGUCAGAUUGGAGC